CCGGCGCUGCCCACCCCGCGCAUCCCGGGCGGGGCGCGGCCGCAGAUAGCCCGCCUCCCUUCCACCGUCUCGGCGCCCGCCCGCAGCGGCCAUGGGGGCGCGGCUGGGGCGACGGGCAAGGGCAGCGGCCGGCUCUGAUGCCCCUACCGCAGAGGGCUCCGGGCCCGCGCCCUACGAGCGCCGGGUGCGCUGGCUGCGAGAGAUCCAGUCCACGCUCCGUGAGCGGCGACCAGAGCGCGCUCGGCAGCUGCUGCGCCUCCUGCGCCAGGACCUGGGCCUUGAAGGGAACCUCCUCACUGACAUCCUCUACAGGAACGUGGCUUUGCUUAACCUGGUGGACCCCAUCUCCCAUGACUUGCUGGUGAACCUGGCCCGGGACCUGCAGUGCCCCAAGAAGGACCAUGAGCCCUGGAAAUCCUCCGAUAAGAUCUGUCGGCAGCUCAUCUACCACCUCACUCCUCACUCCAAGCGAAAGCCCCACCGGAAAACCCAAAACAGCCUCAAGAGCGGCCUCCAGAAGACUCUGCUGGCAGGGGAGACAGUGGACCUUUCUGGUAUCCCGCUGUCCGCCCGGGAUGUACAGCACAUAACCCGCUACCUGAGCAGCCACGGUGUUGAGCUGGUGGUCUUAGACCUGAGCUUCACGGAGCUGAGCGAUGAGCUGCUGCACCUGUUGCUGCCCAGCCUCUGGGCUCUGCCCCGCCUCACCCAGCUUCUGCUCAAUGGCAACCGACUGACUCGGGCUGCUGCGCGUGAACUCACCGAGGCUAUCAAGGACACCGCCAAGUUCCCCGUGUUGGCCUGGGUCGAUCUGGGUAACAAUGUGGAUGUGUCUUCACUUCCCCAGCCCCUGCUGGUUGGCCUGCGGCGGCGACUCAGUCAGCACACCUCACUCCCUACCAUCUAUGAGGGUCUGGACUUCGAGCCUGGGGGCAGCACGGCUGGGACCGCGGCGGCUGUCUCCACCUGGGGCUCUGCAGCGAAUGAGCCAGGACUAGAGCCGCAGGGUUGUUGUGCUAGGUGACUAACUGGUCUGCUUCAUUGGUACUGACUGAGGUCUUUUAAGAAUGAGGUCCUGGGGGCUCACGACGUCCCACAGAGAGACAGUGCAAAUACUCAACUUGGGGGGAAGUGGGUGGAAGAAGGGUUUCAUGGGAGACAAACCAGCCAGCCCAGGCUAGGGCUCCACCGCACCCAGCAAAGAGGGGACCCAGCACCCACAGCCCAGACCUUCCAAGAAAGGAUGCUAUCGAUCCCUUACCUCAGGCUUCUUCCGCUGCAGACUUCAGACUGCUGAGCUCCAGGCUUACUGCAGAGGUAGGAAAACCCCACCCGCCAGGAGUGGGUGGAUCACAGCCGUGCUGAUGUCCCCUUAGCGCUCACUGGCAGGGCGCCAUGGAAACCAAGGUGUAGCGGUCAUGGAUUCAAUGGUGUGGACUCAGGAGUGCGAGGAGGCAUGAUGUCUGCGCAGCAUUUGAGCUCUCUACGUUUGGGGGCUUCAGGAGAGCAGGCUGGGAGUCACAGACAGGCAGAGCUCUGCACGGAGCCCCACAGCAAGUACAAUCAGGAUCCCUCAGUGUGCGCUGGGCUACGGACAAGGCUUCACACAGCAAAGGCAAGGCCACAGGGGUUCUGAGGGGGUGACUCUGGGUUUGUCUCCCACAGGGCACAGCACUGCCCACCCUCCCCAGCUCUAGUCUCUAGGCUUCCUGUACAGGGUGAGGAGAUCUGGCUGACGGGAGAUGAGCUGUAGUGGUUCCUCUAGUUCUGGGGUCACACAGCAUGUAAGGGGUGGAGGUGGGUCCAGCUAGCAUAAGGAGUUCUCAGGGGCAGAACAGACCUAAGGGUCUCUCUAUAGAGAGUUGCUAUAUUCCUUUCUCAAAUCCCUCAAGGGGGAUUCUCAACUAGAAACAUGAUGUCUGACUGCUCUCACUGCCCUGUUUAAGAGACUAGAGGUUUUAGCUCAAGCAGUAGAGAGGCAGAGCAUGUGGGGAAGGGACUCAGAGAAGCCCUGGGUGGGGAAACCAGUGGA
Messenger RNA from Alexandromys fortis (reed vole), 2032 nucleotides. RefSeq names its product leucine rich repeat containing 75B (gene Lrrc75b). The transcript has 4 exons. The record is from RefSeq and is a predicted model, not a curated record. NCBI's taxonomy places the organism in Eukaryota, Metazoa, Chordata, Mammalia, Rodentia, Cricetidae. Bases 92 to 1024 code for a protein of 310 amino acids.